AUGCCGCAUCGCGUCGACCAGCACUCCUUCCAGAUGGCCUCUUCCCCGUUCGUCCUCUCUCCUCCUCCUCUCUAUUCUACCCCUCUUAACUCUUUUCUCGCAUACGACAGACGCACAAGGCACUUUGACGCCAAUGGCAACCACCGCGUCGGCUCGCCCCCGCCGCCCAUCGCGACCAUGUCCACAUCCACAUCCACAUCCACCGACCCACACUCUCACUCACCCAGCCCCUCUCUUUCUGUAUCCAUCGACCGUUCCUCCAACUCGACGCCGCACAUCCGCCGUUCGCCCCCAAGCCACCAGGCAUACGCCAACACGAGUGCCAAUCCGACGUAUGACGGCGUGAUGCCAUCCCAAUCGCAAUCAGGCGGGCGUCACGCGAGCGGUGGCAGCUCAAACGCGAACGGCAGUAACGGUAAUAAUAGCUCCAACGCGCACAGCAACGUCAACGCCAGCAAUGGCACCGGCACUGGCACUGGCAGACAGGAUUCCGCCCAGCCGGUGCAGCAUCCUGGGUAUAUCUACUCCCCCAGCACAUCCUUUGAUCAGCACCCGCGGUACGAUCCGCACCACCACCAGCAACACCACUACGCCGUCCCGCCCCCGCCGCCCUUCGGCCACCCGCACGCAUACGCUUUGCACCCCAUCCACCACACCCACCCGCUCCAACCCGCCCCUGUCGGCGCUGGCCCCGGAACGACGCAUCACCCGCACCACGCCGUGCAGCACCACGCACACGCACACCCGCACGCGCACCACGCACCGCAUCAUCAGGCGCUGCCGCAUCAUCAAGCUAUGGGAUCUGACUAUGUUGGGCGCGGAGCGUAUCCGUCUGGGAUGAUGCCUGGUGCGCCGCAUGGGCAUGUCGGGCCGCAUAAUGGACAUGGCCAUGGGCAUGGACAUCAUCCGCAGGGAGGCCAGCCUGUUACUAUUGUGCAUACCGACGACGCAGCGACAAAGUUGACGGAUGGGAUUCGGAGGAGGUGUUUUAAUUGCUGCACGACCGACACGUCAACAUGGCGCAGGUCGAAUUUGAGUCCUGGCAAAGUGCUCUGUAACAAGUGCGGUCUAUUCGAACGCACACACUCGCGUCCGCGCCCUGACCAAUUCCCACAUAAGCGCGGCCCGCUCGCGGGGUCCACGCUGGGCGCUGCAUCGGGCGUCGGCCCGCCUCUCCCUUCAUCCUCCUCUUCUACAUCCACCACUUCUUCGGGGGUGGGUGUGGGGAGACGAACGCCGCCCGGUGCGAACCAGCUGCCUCCUAUUAAUUCUAGUUCUGGUGUAGUGGGCGGGGUGGGUGUGGGAGGGACGGGGGUGCAGGGAGGAGGAGCGGGGUAUCAGUAUAGUCAUCAGAGUAUACCGCCUUUGGGCGGGGAGUAUGCGCAGCAGAAUCAGGGAGGUGCGCAGGGGCAGGGCGGGGCGCAGGGACAGGGGCAGGGUGGAGCACAGACGUUGCCUGGUCUUGGAGCGUGGCAUGGUGCUGGUGCUGGUGCUGGUGCUUCUUCUGGUACCACUGCCAACGGCAACGGCAACGGCAACGGCGUCGAAAGCAAUGCAAAUGGAAAUGGAAAUGGCAAUGGUGCAGGAGAAGGAGGAGGAGGAGGAGAAGCGCAUUCGCAUCCUUCGUCUGCGACGGGUACGCCCCUGUUGGGGUCUAGGAGGUCCACGAUGGAUUAUACACACGGGCACGGGCAUGGGCAUGGACAUAGUGGGCAUGGACAUAGUCCGCGGAUGUCCCCGCGCGAGCGGGAGAGGGAACGCGAGAGGGAGCGCGACCGCGAUCGCGAGAGGGAGAGGGAAAGAGAUAGGGAUAGGGAGCGAGAUAGGGGGGACAGAGAUAGAGGUGAUAGGGACAGAGACAGAGAGAGGGGGGACAGGGGGGAGAGGGAGAGGGAGUUUCACGAUUUAUCGUCGAAUGCGGCUGAUAAGUUGCGAAGUGGGAUUUCGUCGCCUUUGAAUGGUGUUGGUGUGUUGCAACAACAGCAGGGGCAGCAACAACAACAACAACAGCAGGUAGGAGCAGGAGUAGGAGGAGGAGGGGGGGAGGGAGAGGGCGGGAGGACGACGCCUGCAUAG
Psilocybe cubensis is the source of this 2076-nucleotide messenger RNA. RefSeq lists its product as uncharacterized. The record is from RefSeq and is a predicted model, not a curated record. The coding region runs from base 1 to 2076 and encodes 691 amino acids. Gene Ontology annotation, molecular function: zinc ion binding; sequence-specific DNA binding. The transcript has 2 exons. NCBI's taxonomy places the organism in Eukaryota, Fungi, Basidiomycota, Agaricomycetes, Agaricales, Agrocybaceae. Gene Ontology annotation, biological process: regulation of DNA-templated transcription.